Messenger RNA from Aspergillus nidulans FGSC A4, 3903 nucleotides. RefSeq names its product pyruvate carboxylase pycA. The transcript is spliced from 2 exons. Gene Ontology annotation, molecular function: biotin carboxylase activity; catalytic activity; ATP binding. Gene Ontology annotation, biological process: gluconeogenesis. The coding region runs from base 1 to 3591 and encodes 1196 amino acids. Gene Ontology annotation, cellular component: cytoplasm. Lineage: Eukaryota; Fungi; Ascomycota; Eurotiomycetes; Eurotiales; Aspergillaceae. The record is from RefSeq and is a predicted model, not a curated record.
AUGGCUUCCAUUGUACCACACAAUCAGCCUGAGGAGGCCGUUGAUGAGACCGAGUUCGUUGAUGACCACCACCAUGCUCAUCACCGGGACUCCGUCCACCACCGUCUGCGGGCCAAUUCGGCCAUCAUGCAGUUCCAGAAGAUCCUCGUCGCCAAUCGUGGUGAGAUUCCUAUUCGUAUCUUCCGAACAGCCCAUGAGCUAUCCCUUCAGACCGUCGCCAUCUUCUCCCACGAGGACCGACUUUCAAUGCACCGCCAGAAGGCUGACGAGGCCUAUAUGAUUGGAAAGCGGGGCCAAUAUACUCCCGUUGGUGCAUACCUGGCAAUUGACGAGAUUGUCAAGAUCGCCCUGGAACAUGGGGUGCAUUUGAUCCACCCUGGUUAUGGUUUCUUGUCAGAGAACGCAGAGUUCGCUCGGAAGGUCGAACAAUCGGGGAUGGUCUUUGUUGGGCCGACCCCUGAGACGAUUGAGGGACUGGGUGACAAGGUCUCCGCCAGGAGACUGGCCAUCAAGGCCAAUGUCCCGGUUGUUCCCGGUACUGAGGGUCCUGUUGAGCGAUUCGAGGAAGUCAAGGCGUUUACUGACACCUACGGCUUCCCCAUCAUCAUCAAGGCCGCCUUCGGUGGUGGUGGCCGUGGUAUGCGUGUUGUCCGUAACCAGGCCGAUCUGCGUGACUCUUUUGAGCGUGCUACUUCAGAGGCUCGCUCAGCUUUCGGUAACGGCACAGUCUUCGUCGAGCGUUUCCUUGACAAGCCCAAGCACAUCGAGGUGCAGUUAUUGGGUGACAACCACGGCAACGUCGUCCACCUCUUCGAGCGUGACUGCUCUGUCCAACGUCGUCAUCAGAAAGUUGUUGAAAUCGCGCCCGCAAAGGAUCUCCCUCAAAACGUCCGGGACAGCAUCCUUGCAGACGCUGUUAAGCUGGCUAAAUCCGUCAACUACCGCAACGCCGGUACUGCCGAGUUCUUGGUCGACCAGCAAAACCGCUACUACUUCAUCGAAAUCAACCCCCGUAUCCAAGUCGAGCACACCAUCACAGAGGAAAUCACCGGCAUUGAUAUCGUUGCUGCUCAGAUCCAGAUUGCCGCUGGUGCUACUCUCGAGCAGCUCGGCCUGACCCAGGACCGUAUCUCCACCCGCGGUUUCGCUAUCCAGUGCCGUAUCACCACCGAGGACCCCGCUAAGGGAUUCUCUCCGGACACUGGUAAGAUUGAGGUGUACCGUUCCGCCGGUGGUAACGGUGUCCGUCUUGACGGUGGUAACGGUUUCGCUGGUGCCAUCAUUACUCCCCACUAUGAUUCCAUGCUGGUCAAGUGCACUUGCCGUGGUUCCACUUAUGAGAUAGCGCGCCGCAAGGUCGUGCGUGCCUUGGUCGAGUUCCGUAUUCGUGGUGUUAAGACCAACAUUCCUUUCUUGACCUCUUUACUUAGCCACCCCACCUUUAUUGACGGCAAUUGCUGGACCACUUUCAUUGAUGAUACUCCCGAACUUUUUGCCCUGGUUGGCAGUCAAAACCGUGCUCAGAAGCUGCUCGCUUACCUGGGUGAUGUUGCCGUGAACGGUAGCAGCAUUAAGGGUCAGAUUGGUGAACCCAAACUCAAGGGCGACAUUAUCAAGCCCACUCUCCACGAUGCUGCUGGCAAGCCCAUCGACGUCUCCUCCCCAUGCACUAAGGGCUGGAAGCAGAUUCUCGACCAGGAGGGUCCAGAGGCUUGGGCGAAGGCGGUGCGUGCCAACAAGGGAUGCUUGAUUAUGGACACCACCUGGCGUGAUGCUCACCAGUCCCUGCUCGCCACCCGUGUCCGUACCAUUGACCUGUUGAACAUUGCCCAUGAGACAAGUCAUGCUCUCUCCAACGCUUACAGUCUUGAGUGCUGGGGAGGUGCCACUUUCGACGUCGCCAUGCGGUUCCUCUACGAGGACCCGUGGGACCGUCUGCGUAAGCUGCGCAAGGCUGUUCCUAACAUUCCCUUCCAGAUGCUGCUCCGUGGUGCCAACGGAGUUGCCUACUCCUCCCUUCCUGAUAAUGCCAUCUACCACUUCUGUAAGCAAGCCAAGAGGUGCGGUGUUGACAUCUUCCGUGUUUUCGAUGCUCUUAACGACAUCGAUCAGCUCGAGGUUGGUAUAAAGGCGGUUCACGCCGCUGGCGGUGUUGUCGAAGCCACUGUCUGCUACAGCGGUGACAUGCUAAACCCCUCCAAGAAGUAUAACCUGGAAUACUACCUCAAAUUGGUUGAUAAGAUCGUUGCUCUCAAGCCCCAUGUCCUCGGAAUUAAGGAUAUGGCUGGUGUACUGAAGCCCCAGGCUGCUCGCCUUCUCAUUGGUAGUAUCCGUGAGCGCUACCCCGACCUCCCUAUUCACGUCCACACUCAUGACUCUGCCGGUACUGGUGUGGCGUCCAUGAUUGCCUGCGCCCAGGCAGGUGCUGAUGCUGUUGACGCGGCCACUGAUAGCCUUUCUGGAAUGACCUCUCAGCCCAGCAUUGGUGCCAUCCUUGCUUCUCUUGAGGGCACUGAGCAGGACCCCGGUCUUGACAGCGCUCAAGUUCGGGCUCUUGACAGCUACUGGGCCCAGCUCCGUCUGCUUUACUCGCCUUUUGAAGCUGGUCUCACCGGGCCUGACCCUGAAGUCUACGAGCACGAAAUUCCUGGUGGUCAGUUGACCAAUCUUAUCUUCCAGGCUAGCCAGCUCGGUCUAGGCCAGCAAUGGGCCGAGACCAAGAAAGCCUACGAGGUUGCCAACGACCUGCUUGGCGACAUUGUCAAGGUCACUCCUACCUCCAAGGUCGUCGGUGAUUUGGCUCAAUUCAUCGUGUCCAACAAAUUGACGCCUGAAGAUGUUAUCAACCGCGCAGGUGAGCUUGAUUUCCCUGGCUCUGUCCUUGAGUUCCUCGAAGGUCUCAUGGGCCAGCCGUACGGCGGUUUCCCCGAGCCUUUGCGUUCCAAGGCCCUCCGUGACCGCCGCAAGCUCGACAAGCGCCCUGGUCUUUUCCUGGAGCCCCUGGACUUGGCGAAGAUAAAAAAUGACCUUCGUGAGAAGUACGGCUCCGCCACCGAAUACGACGUGGCUAGUUACGCUAUGUACCCUAAGGUCUUUGAAGACUACAAGAAGUUCGUCCAGAAGUACGGAGACCUUUCUGUUCUUCCUACCCGCUUCUUCCUGGCCAAGCCUGAGAUUGGCGAGGAAUUCCAUGUCGAACUCGAAAAGGGUAAGGUACUGAUCCUCAAGCUGCUUGCCAUCGGUCCUCUUUCCGACCAGACUGGCCAGCGUGAGGUCUUCUACGAAGUCAACGGAGAGGUUCGUCAAGUCUCCGUCGACGAUAAAAAGGCGUCCGUCGAGAACAUUGCCCGCCCUAAGGCCGAUGUCACCGACAGCAGCCAGGUCGGUGCUCCUAUGAGCGGUGUUGUAGUCGAAAUCCGUGUCCACGAGGGCUCCGAGGUCAAGAAGGGUGACCCGAUUGCUGUUCUCAGCGCCAUGAAAAUGGAAAUGGUCAUAUCCGCUCCGCACAGCGGCAAGGUGUCUGGAUUGCUGGUUAAAGAGGGCGACUCUGUUGAUGGGCAGGAUCUCAUCUGCAAGAUUGCCAAGGCUUAAUAAUGAAAAUCUGAAGGGAACAUACGUUACCGGGAUUGACGGCUGGAUCUUUUGACUCUAUUUCUACUUUCAUAAAUGAACGGAGGAGUGGUUGCACGGCGAAGACAUUUGAACAGGGAUACUUUAUCGUUGGUUAGAGAAAGCUAGUGACCACGGAUAUAUGUCUAUGGGUUUUGGGCCUCUAAGGCUUCUUUUUCUGCUCUUUAUGUUGUUUGUUUGUUAGUUUAGUUUUAUGAUAUGAUGAUCAACAAACUCAGUUCAUGAUACAUGAAUGAACCUAUAGACUAAAUGAUAUCAGUGGUUCAUCCUUAG